Molecule: messenger RNA, 373 nt
Organism: Cuscuta epithymum
Lineage: Eukaryota; Viridiplantae; Streptophyta; Magnoliopsida; Solanales; Convolvulaceae
Source: the annotation of a GenBank genome assembly
GGAGAGUACCUCUGCUACAACUGCAGACAGCCAGGCCACUUCAAAGCCAACUGCCCCUUUCCGAGAGUGUCCAAGAAGCAAGGACAAGAAGGAGAGAAGAAAUAUGAAGAUCAUGCAAGAAGAAGGAAGGCAUUGAUCACUGAACAAGCUGAGAGAGAUCCUCUCUCUAAAUCAGAGUCCAGUUCCGAGUCUGACUCUGAUGAAGCAUUUUGUUGCCUAGAUACAGAAACCGAGGAUCUCUGCCUCAUGGCUCAAUCUGAUGAUGAGGAACUAUGUGCUGGAGCUAUCUCAGAGCAAGAGUGGUUUAUUGAUAGUGGAUGCUCCAGGCACAUGACAGGUGACAAGAGUUGCCUAUCAGAGUUCCAGAGAUAUA